AUGGAUGAAUGGAAGCCUAAUCCACAACCCAAGCCGUGGAAGAAACGCAGCUGGUACCUGGCCUGGAAGUACAAGUUGACAAAUCAGAGGGCGCUCAGGAGACUGUGUCAGAUGGGAGCAGUCCUUUUCUUGCUGGUAACUGUUAUUGUAAACAUAAAGUUGAUCUUGGACACUAGAAGAGCAGCCAGUGAAGAAGAAGAAUCAGCUCAGGAUUAUGAUGAAGGUUUGCAGAAGCUAGAGAUUCCUCGGCGGCCUGUGAGUAGCAGAAAAGUUCUGGACAUUGAGGUCUAUUCCAGUCGCUCCAAGGUUUAUGUUGCAGUUGAUGGGACCACGGUUUUAGAAGAUGAAGCCCGGGAACAAGGCAGAGGCAUCCAUGUCAUUGUAUUAAAUCAGGCUACAGGCCAUGUGAUGGCAAAGCGGGUUUUUGACACCUAUUCUCCCCAUGAAGAUGAGGCCAUGGUCCUCUUCCUCAACAUGAUAGCCAAGGGUCGCAUCCUUAUCUUCACAAUUAAGGAUGAGGGCUCCUUCCACCUUAAAGACACAGCCAAGAGUCUUCUGAAGAGUUUAGGAAGCCAGAUUGCAGCUUCUCUCAGCUGGAGGGACAUGUGGACAUUUGUGGGGAAGAAAGGAGGUGAAGUCUAUGGUGAGAAACAUGCCAAGUCCCCACUGCUUUCCUCCUGGGGAGAGCCAGUCUUGUUAAAAACCGAAGUCCAAUUAACCUCUGUGGAAGAUGCAGAAUGCCAUUGGCCAGAUACUGAGUUGAAUCGGCGGCGGAAGCGUUUUUGCAGCAAAGUUGAAGGUUAUGGAAGUGUGUGCAGCUGUAAAGAUCCUACACCUAUAGAGUUCAAUCCUGAUCCACUCAAAGACAACACAGUUUUUGAUGUACCUGUUGCUGUCAUUGCAGGGAACAGACCCAACUACCUGUACAGGAUGCUACGAUCUCUGCUGUCAGCACAAGGGGUCAAUCCUCAAAUGAUAACAGUUUUUAUUGAUGGAUAUUACGAGGAGCCAAUGGAUGUGGUUGAAUUAUUUGGCCUGAAGGGAAUCCAACACACACCCAUCAGCAUUAAAAAUGCAAGAGUCUCUCAGCACUACAAGGCCAGUUUGACUGCAACAUUCAACUUGCAUCCGGAUGCAAAGUUUGCUGUGGUAUUGGAAGAAGACUUGGACAUUUCCAUUGAUUUCUUCAGCUUUCUAAGCCAGUCUAUCUAUUUGCUGGAAGAAGAUGACAGCUUGUAUUGCAUCUCUGCAUGGAAUGACCAGGGGUAUGAACAUACCGCUGAAGACCCUUCACUUCUCUAUCGUGUAGAGACCAUGCCAGGCCUGGGCUGGGUGCUAAGAAAGACUCUGUAUAAGGAUGAAUUGGAGCCCAAGUGGCCAACACCAGAAAAGCUUUGGGACUGGGACAUGUGGAUGCGCAUGCCAGAACAGCGGAAAGGACGUGAAUGCCUCAUCCCAGACGUAUCCCGCUCGUAUCACUUUGGAAUUGUUGGCCUCAACAUGAAUGGCUACUUCCACGAAGCCUAUUUCAAAAAGCACAAGUUCAACACAGUCCCCAAUGUACAGCUUAAGAAUGUGGAGAGUUUAAAGAAAGAUGCAUAUGAAAUUGAACUUCAUCGUCUGCUCAGUGAGGCUGAAGUUCUAGAUCAUACCAAAAAUCCUUGUGAGGAUUCUUUUGUCCCAGACACUGAAGGAAAAACCUACGUGAUGUACAUAAAGAUGGAGCAGGAGGCAGAUUUCACUACUUGGACUCAGCUUGCCAAGUGCCUCCACAUCUGGGAUCUGGAUGUCCGGGGGAAUCAUAAAGGACUAUGGCGUCUCUUUCGGAAAAAGAACCACUUCUUGGUCGUAGGAGUCCCUGCCUCUCCAUAUUCAUUCAAAAAACCUUCUUCAGUGACACCAAUCUACAUGGAACCCCCAGCCAAGGAUGAGGCAGUAGGAGCCAUAGCAGCAGGAGCAGAGCAAACAUGAAGCAGAACAUGGAGUGUUUGACCGUAUUGCCUUCAUAGCCUGCAGGAUAGGAGGGCAGAGGAACACUUAGAGCUCUCUUGGGAUUGGCUUUUCUCUGGAAGUCUUGAGAAGUAGGACAAGCCAAAGGGGGCUCUCCCCAUCCCCCAUCCUCAGGCUGCUGCUGAGAGUGGAUUAAUUGCCUUGGAAGAACAGGCCUCUUUAAUA
Molecule: messenger RNA, 2175 nt
Organism: Protobothrops mucrosquamatus (brown spotted pit viper)
Lineage: Eukaryota; Metazoa; Chordata; Lepidosauria; Squamata; Viperidae
Gene: POMGNT1
Product: protein O-linked mannose N-acetylglucosaminyltransferase 1 (beta 1,2-)
Exons: 21
Coding region: 1-1971 (656 amino acids)
Biological process (GO): protein O-linked glycosylation via N-acetylgalactosamine
Cellular component (GO): Golgi membrane
Molecular function (GO): beta-1,3-galactosyl-O-glycosyl-glycoprotein beta-1,3-N-acetylglucosaminyltransferase activity
Source: RefSeq, a predicted model, not a curated record